AUGAUCAGAGGCACUGUUGCGUGGGGCGCUCACCUAAAACCGAGUGUGGCGCAAGCUGACGGGAGGUUCAGCCUUCGCGCGAUGUCUUGUCAGACAAUGAGGUCCCACAGAGACAGAUACGGGCCUCGCAGGAAUCCAUCUGGUGGAAAGCCGUAUGAGACCGGGGUUAUACGGCGGAAUGACAAUGCUUGGGUUAGGCUGCAGGGAGGAAGCUGGAACCCGCGAUUGUCAAAGCAACGACGUCAGGAGAAUUAUGCAGAGCUAUGUCGUUCGAAAGCUGGUCAAUGUACAAGUGACAUGAAUCUCCAGCAAAGCAUGAAGUUCUCGAAAGUAGAAAAGAGAAGAAGGCAAGGGGGAGGAGGAAAAGGAUGGGGAGGAAAGAUGGAGAGCUUUCGGGACACGGAAGAGGGACUGUUGGCGGAAGGAUGUAGCAAUGAACGAGAAUCCCCAAAGAGCCAGGAAGACGCCAAAGGAGGUGAAGAAAAAGCGGAAGAAGAAGUAGGUGGAGAGAGAAGCAUAAAACCUGAUGCAGACAGACAGUGGCAGAAUGGAUACAGGAGGGAAGUUCAGGCAGGCAGGCAGGCAGAGAAUAAUAUUGUAGGUAGUGUAGUUAACUUGGUUCGUAGUAAGCAGGAGGGAGCAGCCGCGGGGAUCGUUCCUGAUUGGGUCAGGCGGAGAGACGAGCCGGAGGACGAACACGAGGAAGGCAGAGUGGCUGGAGAAGUGGCCCGUACCAUCGAUGACCAAGGUUACGGGCGGCUCUGCCGGGUGGACGCUGGUCAGAAAACCGGAAACUUUCCAACUUUCCCGUCCCAUUCGAGGCGUUGCGUAUUAAUCACCGCCGCAUGGGCUGAGCAAACUGAAAGCUUGCAGAUAAAUAGAUGCUCCUGUAUGGAGUAUAAAUAA
Molecule: messenger RNA, 906 nt
Organism: Aspergillus niger
Lineage: Eukaryota; Fungi; Ascomycota; Eurotiomycetes; Eurotiales; Aspergillaceae
Exons: 5
Coding region: 1-906 (301 amino acids)
Source: RefSeq, a predicted model, not a curated record